CCGGUAACCCACUUACGGUUAAAAAUUUGGUCUCUCUUUUCAUCGGUUUAUAUGUUCGUAGCCGAUCCUUUCUCUUCAUUCACAGAGUCGGCUGAAACACGAUGAUCCGCGGACAAUAUAGAUUCAAUCAUACAAUUCAACUCCCCUCCAGGGACCCACUUGAAGACCAUCAAAUGACCGGAAUUUCCUCGCCGGUCUUCAUCGGCGCCGGUGUUGACUUCUCUUCUGCCAUUCACCGUUACCUUCCCUCUGCGGCUGAUUCUGACGAAGUGGACGCGGCGGACUCGCCGGUUGAUGGUUUUUCCUGUGACGAUUUUCGGAUGUUUGAGUUCAAAAUUCGGAGAUGCCCACGUGGUCGGUCGCAUGAUUGGACGGAGUGUCCGUAUGCCCAUCCCGGCGAGAAGGCUCGCCGGAGAGAUCCGAGGAAGUAUCAAUAUUCCGGCACGGCUUGUCCGGAAUUUCGGAAAGGGAAUUGCAAGAAAGGGGAUUCUUGCGAACUUGCUCAUGGGAUUUUCGAAUGUUGGCUCCAUCCCGCUCGGUAUCGGACUCACCCCUGUAAGGAUGGAUUGGCCUGCCGCCGCCGUGUCUGUUUUUUCGCCCACACGACAGGGCAGCUUCGGGUUCUGUCACAGCAGAGCCCGAGAACUCCGGUUUCGGGCGACUCACUCGCAUUCGAUUCCUAUUUCGCCCAUGGGUCAUUUCUGACCUCACCCACUUCAAUUCUAUCAACGCCGCCGGUCUCCUCGCCGUCCGAUUCGCCUCCUAUGUCGCCGAAUUGCCCCCGACUCGGCGGCGGGUCGUUUAAUUCGAUGAAUGGGCUCGUUUUGUCCAUGCGUAACCUUCAAAUGGGGGAAAUGAAAGCAACCCCUCAAUGGGGGGUUCAAAAGGGACAAAAUUUGCAUUCUCCCUCCGGCUCUGGUUUCUACAGCUCACCGUCGACUCCGACCACCGGGAAUUACGAAUUAUGGGGGAAGAAUUAUGAAGAAGAACCUCCAAUGGAAAGAGUGGAAUCUGGGAGAGACCUGAGAGCUAAAAUGUAUGCGAAACUCAGCAAAGACAACUCAGUGGCGCAGCCAUUGACACCCGAUGUCGACUGGGUCUCGGAGCUACUGAUGUGGACAGGGUGAAUUCCAUCCGUUGGAUUCAAAAUCGGUGGCCUUUUUGGUGGAUUUCUGCAAUUUUCAGCGUUUUAAAGGGUUUCUUUUUCUUAAUGAACAGAGAUAAACAAAUUACUCUGUUUUCGUUGUACAUAAGAAUACGGGCUUUUGAUUUGAUUUUGCAGGGCUGCUGAAGUCGGUACAUAAGAAGACUGCCGGUCGCCGGUUUCCUGUUGCCGGCUGCCGGUUGCCGGCUGGGCAUUUGAUUUAAUUUUCAAUUGUUAUUUUGUAAAUAAUGUUUUCGGACCAAUGAUAAAUUUAUU
Molecule: messenger RNA, 1420 nt
Organism: Cucurbita moschata (crookneck pumpkin)
Lineage: Eukaryota; Viridiplantae; Streptophyta; Magnoliopsida; Cucurbitales; Cucurbitaceae
Product: zinc finger CCCH domain-containing protein 20-like
Exons: 1
Coding region: 102-1127 (341 amino acids)
Molecular function (GO): metal ion binding
Source: RefSeq, a predicted model, not a curated record